AUGUCUGGCGUACCGCAACAGCAACAGCAAAAGCAAAAGCAAAAUACCGUCGACUAUUUGGCGACCCAUGAAGCAGCCGUUGCAGCAGCUGGAUCUUGCUCUCAGCCCGCACUCAAGCAGCAACCUACCCCUGCAGGUGUAGCUGGCAUGCCGGGACACGUAGCAUCGGCUAAUUCAGCUGGAACGUAUUCCUCCUCUUCCCUACCCCUUGCUAUUGCUGCCCAACAACGCAAGUUAUCCGGCAGAUACGCAUUAACAGACUUUGCAAUAGAACGAACCUUGGGCACUGGCUCUUUCGGUCGUGUCCAUCUCGUGCGCUCUCGUCACAACCAUCGGUUCUACGCAAUCAAGGUUCUCCGCAAAGAACAGGUGGUCAAGAUGAAACAGGUCGAACAUACCAACUCCGAACGAGCAAUCCUUUCUAUCGUUCGUCAUCCAUUCCUCGUAAACCUCUGGGGAACUUUUAAGGACUCAACUUUUUUAUACAUGGUGAUGGACUACGUGCCUGGUGGCGAGCUGUUUACCUUACUCCGGAAGAGUCAGAGAUUUCCACACCCCGUAGCCAAGUUCUAUGCUGCAGAGGUAGCCCUUGCGAUCGACUACCUGCAUCAGAACAAUAUCAUCUAUCGAGAUCUAAAGCCGGAGAAUAUCUUACUCGGCGCCGAUGGCCAUUUAAAGAUCACUGACUUUGGAUUUGCAAAGUACGUGCCCGAUGUAACCUGGACGUUGUGCGGAACGCCGGAUUAUCUCGCACCAGAAAUCGUCAGCAGCAAAGGCUACAAUAAAUCCGUCGACUGGUGGGCACUAGGUGUGCUGCUAUACGAAAUGCUCGCUGGUCAUCCACCAUUCUUCACCGAAGACGGAAACCCGAUUAAGCUUUACGAAAAAAUCAUCGCUUGCAAAGUUCGCUACCCACCCUACUUUGAAACGGGAGUCAAAGAUUUACUCAAGAAUCUACUGACGGCAGAUUUAAGUAAGAGGUACGGCAAUCUACAUAGAGGAAGUAAAGACAUCUUUGGCCACAUGUGGUUUGCAGAGGUAGAUUGGGAUAGGUUGUAUAGAAGAGAGAUUCCAGCUCCCUACUUACCCACCGUUACCGCUGAUGGAGAUAGUAGUCAGUUUGAAAGGUAUCCGGAGAACGAUGUUGGCGAAUACAGUAGGACGGAUCUGCCUGAUAAUCUAGGACAUAUUUUCCCUGACUUUUAG
Molecule: messenger RNA, 1206 nt
Organism: Ustilago hordei
Lineage: Eukaryota; Fungi; Basidiomycota; Ustilaginomycetes; Ustilaginales; Ustilaginaceae
Product: putative protein kinase A, catalytic subunit
Exons: 1
Coding region: 1-1206 (401 amino acids)
Biological process (GO): peptidyl-serine phosphorylation
Cellular component (GO): nucleus; cAMP-dependent protein kinase complex
Molecular function (GO): ATP binding; cAMP-dependent protein kinase activity
Source: RefSeq, a predicted model, not a curated record